This is a messenger RNA of Mycotypha africana, 972 nucleotides long. RefSeq lists its product as uncharacterized. Gene Ontology annotation, cellular component: spliceosomal complex; U2AF complex. Bases 46 to 717 code for a protein of 223 amino acids. NCBI's taxonomy places the organism in Eukaryota, Fungi, Mucoromycota, Mucoromycetes, Mucorales, Mycotyphaceae. The record is from RefSeq and is a predicted model, not a curated record. Gene Ontology annotation, molecular function: pre-mRNA 3'-splice site binding; metal ion binding. Gene Ontology annotation, biological process: mRNA splicing, via spliceosome. The transcript has 3 exons.
AAGGAAUAUAUUCUUUCUUGAUCCUCUACGUUCUAUAAACUAAUCAUGGCUGAAUAUCUUGCAAGCAUUUACGGUACUGAAAAGGAUAAGGUCAAUUGUUCCUUUUAUUUCAAGAUUGGGGCCUGUCGCCACGGUGAAAAAUGCUCCAGAAAGCAUGUCAAACCAACAUUUUCUCAAACACUUUUGAUUGCCAACAUGUAUAAAAAUCCCGCAAAUAACGACAACAACAUGGAUACUAACAAUCCACAUAAUCGUUAUCAAAAUCAUUAUAACAAUAACGUACAACAACCACCCACAGCGCUUGAUGAAGAAUCCCUACAGAAAGAUUUUGAUUUAUUCUACGAAGACGUGUUUAUGGAAUUGGCAAAAUUCGGUGAAAUUGAAGAGAUGAUUGUUUGUGACAAUGUAGGCGAUCACUUAGUAGGCAACGUUUAUUGCCAAUAUCGUUAUGAAGAGUCAGCAGGUAAGGCUUGUGAGAAUCUCAACAACCGAUUCUACGCAGGCAGACCACUUUAUGCCGAACUAUCACCUGUGACGGAUUUUAGAGAAGCUUGCUGUCGACAAAAUGAAAUUUCAGAAUGUAACCGUGGAGGCUUCUGCAACUUUAUGCAUUUAAAGCAUCCUUCGCGUCAAUUAAGAAGAGAACUGUAUGAAGGACAGCAAUUGGAUUUGAGGGAGAAGCGAAAUAAAGAAAGACAAGGUAGAAGGGAGGAAUAAUUGGGAAAAAGAAUAUAACGAUAUGUUACAACUACUACCCUUCAGCACGUUUGUGUAAUUGAUACAUUUGAUCCAUUACCAGUAAUAGUAUGCAAUGUAUAUAUUUAUGUCAGUAUCAAUUUUUCUUUAUUCACAAUGCUAUAUAUGUAUACCUCGGUCUCGAAAAAUGUUGUUGGCAUGAAUCGAGGACGAGCAUUGCUUUACAAUUAAAAAAAAAUAAAAAAUAAUUCAUGUGAUUAAGUUCUUGCUAGAUGU